Zophobas morio is the source of this 7188-nucleotide messenger RNA. RefSeq lists its product as uncharacterized. The transcript is spliced from 6 exons. Lineage: Eukaryota; Metazoa; Arthropoda; Insecta; Coleoptera; Tenebrionidae. The record is from RefSeq and is a predicted model, not a curated record. Bases 4941 to 5846 code for a protein of 301 amino acids.
GUAAAACCUGUGCUUUUCACAAGAUUCUCAAGAAUAGAACGUAGAAUCGAUAUACAAACGUUCAAAAAGAUCAUUCUCUUAGCCAGGUUAAUUAUUCGACGCACCGCGAUUUGUUUAUCUUGAAUAGUGAUAGCUGAAUGCUCGGAAAUAAUUUGGUCCAUGUACCAAACAUCACUCAAAUAAAGGCCUAUGCAUUUAUUAGACAUAUGAAAACCAAAAAUAACAUUCUUUGGUGUGGCUAUAUCACCUAUAGCCACCACAUAAUCUUAAAGUUUCAAAUUUAUAACAGAGGUUAGCACAACGGCUUGUUUCUUUGCCGGAAACUGACAUCUGCAUUCUUGGCAGGUUGACCAAAAGGUGCUGUUUAAUUAGACUUCCAGUCGUACAAGAGCAAGAGUACGUGCUGAACUAUGCUGAACAUGAAGCGAGCGCCACGACAAACCGCCGUCACUCGCCUCGUCAAAAAAUUCGCUAUCAGCUGUUAAAAAAUAUGAGUGAUACUGAUAACGGAACGACGAAUACUAUAAUAAAUAGCGACGAUAUUUUAAACCCAACUAUGGUCAACACAACACGUAUCGGUAACAUCCAAUAACCACCAAUAGUACAUCUUUAAACGAACAGCAGGUAUGUGUUUAAUUUAAACUCACCCAAAAACGCUGGAAAGUGAGGGGCAAGCAAAAACACACCCGCACAGUUCGACAGUCAAAAAUGUUUGCCAAAUUUUUGUAAAAUCUUUGAGGCGAUUUUAUCGGACCAUCUCUUAUAAUGACGUAUCAUUUCCAAAAAAUUUCGGGCAAGAUGAGCAAAUCAGGUUCUCAUAGAUCAGUGAAAAGCCAUGAAAAUAUGACUUCCAUGUGAAUGUCAUUUGCCCGAAAUUUUUUGGAAACAACGGUAGAACCUUACAUUAGUGACACUCAACAUCGAUUUGUCCAUAAAAAAUCAGCAGUAAUGCAUCUAUGUGUAUUCACUCAAUAUGUAUGUGUGUGUUUACAGUUUUGAUCCGCUUAAUCAAGUCAAUGUAAUUUACACCGAUUUGACUAAACAUUUGUGAAUCAUUAAAUUAUGUUCCAUACUUCGACGGUCUUUUGGAAAACUUGAUGAAAUUAUUUCAAUCUAUUUUAAGUAACAGGUAUCAGGUGUACUGCGGCUGACAAUCGAAUAAAUUUCUCGAAGUGGUAUAACGGACGCUCAUAAUCUUGGACGUAUUAUGUUUGUAUUAUUUUAAUGAUGCUCUUAGUUUGUUUAGUUCUCCUAUGUUUGCUUACGCUGACGAUUUGAAAAUUGUUAACUGUAGAAGACUGUUUAAAUUUACAACAUGAUGUCACUAAGUUUUAUGCAUGGUGUAUACAGAAUGAGGGGUAUUUGCAGUACCACACCAACUUGCCAUAAAAUCAUUUCCCAAGUAGUAUUGUUCCGGCCAGCUACGGGGCUGGCUUAAUACAACGUCUUUGUAAAGUGCCCAGGAGACUUUCAAUGCAACCAUCCCAGAAAAGAAAUGGGACAUUUGGCCGGCAAGGGUAAUGUUUAAGAAGAGCGGUAUACGUAGUUUUUCACGUUGUUACGUACUGUUUUGAACAUUUUAAUUACAGUGUCAUAUAAAGAAGUUAUUUCCUUUGAGAAAAAAAAAAAAAAAUGGAAAGGUAACUGAGUCAGAGGAAAGAAGAAGUGCGUUCCAAAAAAACGCAAAUGAAAGGCAAUUUGUCUUAAGGAUUUUAUAACUGAUAUAUUAGAAGAAGAGGAAGACGGUCAAAUCCCACGUCCCCCAAAAAUUUAUUAAAGCACCAACUUCACCAGCUGCAUUACCUCCACGCCAAGUGAUAUUUUAUCUGCCAAAUCCUAUGGUGACAUUGCCACUACUUCUGGUGAUACUUCAUCAGUAAGAAGCUUGGAACUUACUAACAAUAACGACCUGCGACCUUAUCGUUAUGUUCAGAUGGUAACGCUUCUCCUCAAGACUUCUUAAACAUGACUGAACCACAUAACGUUGACGGUAAAUUUAAAUAAAGUUAAAACAAAAAAUUACACAUAGCUAGUGCGGGAGUUUUGCGAACGGAUAUUAUAUUUGUAGAUCCAAUUAUAGACAAACUAAAUGAAAUCGUAAGAAAAACCACCCGUAUAUAAUUAUGGUGAAAAGAUUAUUACAAAAAGUUAGUAAUGAUCCUACACAUACCCCACUACAUAAUUCUGACAUUAGUACUACAUGUAUACAAGCUUUCACAAAGUACGGGCUAUUAUGUGAAUACGAUGAAAAAUUAUAAGCUUUGGAGGACGCCAGAAAUGAACUGUAAAUAUGUAAUAUUAGUUUAUACGUAUCACGACCUGCUUUAUCAAUAUACACCGGCCUAUUUAUUCCCUUGUUGCAAGUGUCGUCCGCAUGGCGCCACUCAACGGCUAAAUGCCAAACAAAAUAAGCGCCAACUACAAAAAAUACAUCGAUUCAAUGUGUCAAAAGUGACAUGAACAACCUGGGAGGACCCGCGCCGCUCCCGUUUUUCCCGUCCAGUGGGUUUUAAGGCUGGCCCUGCUGUGGUGGGUGUUUGAGCCACCACCCGGCCUGGUCUAACGCACGUUACCAGCUACCCAGUCCGUACCUAUUGGAAAUGGGAUUGGUUGACUUGAUGAGCUACGAAAUAAAUUUCGAACCGCAGGCCUUUUGAAGUAAAUGAAAAAAGCGAGUCAACUAGAGGCAGCCGCCACGCUCCCCAACUGCUGAGUUGAAUCCUUCUAGACAACUUACUACCCGCACAGCUCCUUUACUAGAAAGUAAAACCUUACCAGAACGCAAGCGUUUCGUCACGGGUCGGACUUCUUCACGUUUCCACGUCCCAGAUUCCGUGCGGAACUAGUCCGUGGGGACCAUACGAUGCGAUGCAUCGGGCUCCUUAGUUCGACGGGUACUAGUGAACCUGGCUAGUGCUGUCUCGAAACUUAGUAAGCUUUGCUUCCGUGACCUGUCGAAACAGGCGGCUAGUUCGAACCGAUAAUCCCAGCUCUCCCUGGAGUGUCAAACGUCCUCUCGCCUCCCAUACGAAUAAGGCUAACUCACAACCUGCCCAUCCAGUUCGAAGGACUAACACACCAUGAUCCGGUACCCAGUCGGAGCUCGAGUUGCUCUACACCUGGCCCAGGCCUGUUCAAGAGGCUCUCUCUAGGUCCGUGGGUACUAAGGCGAGACUGACGGUAAGGUCCGCCUGCCGUUUUCCCCGUGGCCUGUCGGUGACACUCCAUGGCGGGAUCGCAUUCGAACAUCGCCCCGCCCGCGCAUGCCGCGGGCUUCCUUAGCUCCUUAACCGCCCCAGAGCCUGUCACCAGCCGGGACCAAUGUAGCAGAAGUACCCGGUCUCAGAUUCUCAACUCGGUUAAGCGAGAUUAGAGGCUAUGGUGAGCCUCCUCCAUAGCUCCCGUCACUAAAAACAGCCUGUACCUCGUGAAGGUGGGAGUUGACAUUGAGCAACAGAGGCUGUGUGUUCGCUUCUUUGUUCCAUAAAGAAUGUCGUUCCAGAACAUCAUACUGCUCCUCUCACAUCCCCCUGACGGAGGUAACGCUUGCCAGCCCCAGUUUCCUAGUGCCGAAGGAGCCAGACUCGUCAAAAGUGACAGUCAGAAUGUUCUCUUGCAAUAAUCUACAAUGAUGAAAUACACCAUAGAUUUGCAUAUAACCUCCAAGCCACAGAACCCAAUUUCAAGCCAUAGCAAAUGAAGCCAGGAGGCCCAGGAGAGCGCCAUAGCGCGUUUCCGCUUUCCAACUGAGUUUUGGGUAAAAGACAUGGUACAAGGUACAAGCAAAAGGAACAUAAUAGGAACGAGGAACAUAUGUCAGGUUGGGAAGCGGCAAAUUUAAUUUGAAUUUGAAUGAAUUUGAACGUUACGAGAUACAAUAAUUUUAGGUAAUGGUAUAUUUGUAAACAUUUUCUGAUAUUAAAACUCACACUAGUGAUAUGUUAUUAACCUAAUCUGACAAAUUUGUGGAAGUGAUGUCCAUUUGAGCACUUGACAUAUACCCAUUGAGUAUUGAGUGGCGCCGAUGUGGGAAAAUCUGGCGUUUCUCCGAGGUCAAAAAAACAAUGAAAUUCAAAACAAAUGAACAGGCCGAUUAAUAACUAAUAUAGCAAGUCGUAAUAUGUAUCUAUGUAAAUUUUAAAUAAAAAAAAAAUAGGGCAAUAUUUUCCGUUUAUGUGGAGGCACUUCCACUAAAAAAGACCGUAUAAGGAGAGAUGUACGCCGCGUAUUUGACGAUCAGUUAGCUCGUAAAUGCUCUUGGCUGGGAAGGAAGAAUAAUUUUCCAGUGUCAAACUUAAUGAUUAUGGAUAUAUUAAACAAUGCAGUUCGGAAAAAUUUCCCUUUAUUAACGGACAAAAUAUUUGAAUCAACCGUAUCUACAUGGCUUAGACAAGCUUCACGAGAAAAUCUGAUAAAUAAUUGUGUAACUUUAAAAUAAAUUGUACAACUUCAAAAACGGUUUCGACGAAUUUGAUAGAGCAGCUUAACAUAACUAUUUAUUUGUAUUUAUGGGUCAUUUGCAUUUGGAGAUUCAAAAAAAUAAAUUUUAAAUUUGAUGUUUUUUUUAGUGCUUAUGAGUUUAUUCUGAGAAGAUGAGUCUAAAACACAGUUUGUAUUAAUGGUUGAGCUUAAAUGUCACAAAAAGGGCGAAAAAAAUUACUAGCAACAAAUUCAUCCACGUCGUAACAGAAUGUCCAUGGUUGUGAUAAUCAUAACGUAUUUUUAAACAUGUUAACAAAAGUAAUCUUACUAACUGGAAUAAAAAUAAACAUUUUACUCUUUUUUAGUAAGCGAAAAAUUUUUGUUUUGCUGUGUGCGCAAGUAGACUAACUAAGUACAAAGGGUAAAUUAGGAAUAAUUUUUAGGAGAUAGAUAGUAUUUUGAAGGAUAGGUUAACUAAUAUUAGGUUGGAAAACACUAGUGCGAAAAAUUCAGUAAAUAUGACUGCAAAAUUUGAUUUGAAAGUUGCCUCUGGCUUGUUGCCACAUAUGGAUAAUUCGGAAGAGGUAACACUACGACUCAUCGAAGGUAUUGAGUUAUAUGAUUCAAUGUUAGAGAACGCAGGGAAACCAUUGUUAACCAUGUACGUGCUAAAAACUAAGUUGUCACAAAGUGCAAAGUUGCGAUUAAACAAAACGUAUCCGUCAAAUUCAGAUUUAAUAAAAGAUAUGAGAGAAAAACUUAUCGCAAAAAAAUCUAUAUCGGGUUUAUCGAUGCAACUUUUUUCAGCCAAACAAGGCAAUAAAUCGAUACAAGAUUUUGGUCGUAAUAUUGAAGACCUAAUGUUAAAUUUAACAAUUGCACAGGCAGAUGGAAAUGAUACCGCGAGCGGCAUUUUAGCAAAUACCAAUGAAAAAUUGGCGAUUUCGGCAUUUGCCAAUGGGUUGCGAGACGAAAAUCUUCGCCUAAUCACCAGGGCGCGGGGAUUUUCGACUCUUGCAGAAGCUAUCAAUGGUGCGGUUGAAGAGUCAAAUUUCGUCAAAAAUUCUGAACAAGUAUUCUAUACGCGAGAUCAGAAUGUGCGAGGACAAAAUAUGCGUGGUAGAAAUAGUUUCGGAAAUAGGCAAAGAAAUUUCCGGGGUAAUUUUCAUUUUGGAAAUAAUCAUGAAAAUCGAAACGUUUAUUUUGAACAAAAUCGAGGUCAAACACGCGGAAGACAUAAUUUCAGAAAUUCGCAUCGUCAGCGUAGUGGUGAUAGCCGUAGUCGUGGGUCAUAUGCUGCGUCACAUUCGCGACAACUAGGUCAGGCUUACCCAAUAAUUGAGAAAAAAGAACAAGAGGUAGGAUCUGCAGAUGAGAAUCAGUCGGAACAAAGUAGACUACAGUUUUUUCGGGACUUCGAAUGAGAAUGAUGAAGUUGUGCUUAGUAUGAAUGGGCUAAAUUUUGUAAAAGUGAGAUAUGGAAUGAGUGAACUGAGAUUGUUAGUAGACACAGGUGCAUCUUUGAGUAUAAUUUUUAAGAGUAGUUUGACAGAAGAUGAAUGGGUAGAUGAAAGUACAAAAAUAAAAAUUGCCGGUAUAGCAGGUACUACUUACACAGUAGGAACCGUUGACAUUGACAUUGAGGUAGGUAAGGAAGUGUUGACGCAUAAGUUUCAUGUAAUGAAUGAGUGUGAGUGUGAAAUGGAUGGAGUAAUAGGAGCAGAUUUCUUAGCUAAACAAGGAGCUAUGAUAGACUACGAAAAUUUUUUGCUUUACUUGAAUAAUGGAACAGGUAGAAUAUGUGUGAAUUUAGAGUCAAAAUUUAACAAAAUAACUAAAAUUCCUUCUAGAUGUGAAACAAUACAAUAUGUAGAAAUUGAAUGCGAGGAAGAAUGUGUGAUAUUACCGGAAGAAGUUUGUAAGGGAGUUUUUGUUGCGAGUGCAGUAGUCAAACCGGGAAAAUCGAAGGAAGUACCUAUUAGAUACAUUAUCUAAAACCAUUCCAUAAAAUUAUCCAUUAUUACGCUUGUUAUGGUGGCCAUGGUUUUGACACCCUACGCGGGACGACAUUAUCAUUGCAAUUCUUGGUCAAAAUACGUUACAAAAUUCACAUGACUUAAAAUUGUAAUAAUGAAGCUUAAUAAAACGGCUUUUGUGUCUCAAACCUUCUUUUAUAUAACAAAGAAUAUGGUAAACCCCAAAUCAGAAAAAAUCUGUGCAAUUUGAGGCAAAAACGUCAAUUCAUAAGUUCAAACAUGCAAUGUAAUCAUUUCAUUAAAAAAUAAGGUAGGAAAGGGCAAAUCACAUUUUUUCCACGAAACGAGAAUGACCCUUACUUACCUAUGAGUAUAUUUUUACUUCCCGAGCGUAAGCAAAGGAAGUAUUGUAAUCGAGUCCGUCGGUCGACUCUCUACUUUUACGUUUUCUCGAUCUUUCAUGACCCCUAGAACACGAAAAAAUAGGUCUCCCAUUUCCGUCUGUCUGUCCGUCUGUCUGCCGUCCCCGAUUUUUAUUAGACAGAUAAUCUCCGAAAGUACUGGACCGAUUGUUGUGAAAUUUUGUACUUAUAUUAGGAAUUUCAUGUAGAUGGUAAAACGUUCACCAAAAUUUGUCUAAUCAUUCCCACCACUAAUGCGAUGACGUCACUUCAAAAUUGUACAUAGUAAAUGCGUUUUAAAUAGUAUAAAAUAACAUAGUCCUACACAUGUAGUUUACGACUCCGAAUUGAGUUUUUACCCGAAACGUCCAGAUUUUUGGAAAAAAAAA